Molecule: messenger RNA, 1611 nt
Organism: Gaeumannomyces tritici R3-111a-1
Lineage: Eukaryota; Fungi; Ascomycota; Sordariomycetes; Magnaporthales; Magnaporthaceae
Exons: 2
Coding region: 211-1239 (342 amino acids)
Source: RefSeq, a predicted model, not a curated record
CGCAUGGUCCCCUCUCACGAUCCCUUUUUAGAUUCAUGCUUCCCUCAUGGUGCCCAACUUUUACCACAUCGACAACUUUCGUUUCUUCCGGACGGCCAAAGUGUCGCGAUUCCUUUUCCUUUGUCCGUUUAGUCCUUCAUUCCAGCUCCUGAGUGCGUCAUUCACUGUGACUACCAGGUACUACCCAGGCAUUACAUCACAGCUACCGCCAUGGUGUUCGAAACAGCAGACUGCACAACCGUGCGGUCGUCAGUCCCCAGCGAUGCUGGCAUUGCUGGCACUGGUGUCCUUCUCUCCUUCAUCUUCACAGCGGCCCUCGCCCUGGCCAUGAGCGCGUCGCUCAUCUUCCAAGAGUUCCGCGCGUGCCGGCGCAAGGACGGCUACUGCAAGCCGCACACGAUCCGGCGCAAGCUCCUCAACUCGUACUCGGACCAGCAGAUCCUGACGGGCAUCGGCCUGCAGAGCGUCGGGCUCGCCAAAGCCUCGACCCUGGUCCCCUACCACUUCUUCAUCAUCUGGAUGCUGAGCCUGCUCUCCAUGGCCGUCCACAACGCCACCCUGCUCGCCCUCGUGCACGACUUCCGCCGCGACUGGGUCCUGCGCUGGCUGCGCCAGUUCCUCAUGUUUGUCAACCUGGCCCUGUCGUGCGUCUACGGCGUCUACAUGCUGCGCGCCACGGCCCAGAACCUCGAGCAGACGCUGCCCAUCGCCUGCGUGUGGGGCCAAGGCGGCCAGACCGCCAGGGUGCCCGAGGAGAACCCCGGCCUGAGCUACGUCGGCACCUCGGCCGUCAUCGCCGGCAACUGCGCCGUUUUCGCCCUGGCAACCUGGUACCUGCACAGCCGCAGCCAGCGCUUCUACAAGACCAUCCAGGUCGUCGGCGUCGUUGUCAUGUUCGCCAUCGCCAUCGGCGCCGCCGUCCGCGUCGGCCUGCUAUCCCAGGCCUUCGGCAACCCUUCGGUCCCGCUAGCCGACAGGGGCGAGACCGACUGGAGCUUCGGCCAGCUGCUCGCGCUGCUAAUGCUCCUGCUCCCCGCCAUCUCGGUGCUCGAGAUCUACCGCGGCGACCUCAAGAUCGCACCCCCCGUCGAGGACCAGUCGUAUUUGGACGGGUCCGCCGCGGCGUCGCCCGCGGCGCAGGAGGAGGAGAUGCAGAGGAACCCGCGAGCGAGGACCAACCAGAACACGUUUGAACCGAAUCCUUUCUUUGGGUCGCAAACUGACUUGUUUAAGAAGUAACGCGGGGGCAAUGGGCCGGUUGGAUCUUGUUAAUAUUUCUCAGAAUGCGGUGCAAAUAUGGUACUUUUUGUUUGGUUUGGUCGAUCGAGCUGCUGGUACCGGCAAAUGCCGUAAAGCGCCCCUCCUUUUCGAACCACGUGUUCUCGCCGCGCGGGAACAAGUUAGUUCUACUAUUUGAUGCAUACAAGUUAGUUUGUGCUGACUCAUUACUUCGCGCCGUGAAUGCAACCUUGGCUGGUUGCUAGGACUGAUGACCUAAUUCUACUGAGAUGGUAUAGAUAUGAAAGCCAAUAAAAACUUGAUGUCAGCACACCGCGUAGCAUCAAUUAGGAAGCGCUUUUAUUCCCAUCCUGGUAUCCAGCAUGAUUAUCA